Messenger RNA from Oncorhynchus gorbuscha (pink salmon), 3788 nucleotides. RefSeq names its product potassium voltage-gated channel subfamily D member 1-like. Gene Ontology annotation, biological process: potassium ion transmembrane transport; protein homooligomerization. Lineage: Eukaryota; Metazoa; Chordata; Actinopteri; Salmoniformes; Salmonidae. Gene Ontology annotation, cellular component: voltage-gated potassium channel complex; membrane. The record is from RefSeq and is a predicted model, not a curated record. Gene Ontology annotation, molecular function: A-type (transient outward) potassium channel activity; protein binding. The transcript is spliced from 7 exons. Bases 932 to 2839 code for a protein of 635 amino acids.
GAGAGGAGCUAAGGCUAAGCAUGACAAUCACUCCCUCACUCUCCGGUGUGCGAUGUGGUUCGAUUCCAGGAGAGGGGCUGCUUAUAAUUCUCUCAUUGCCUUUGCUUUCUCUUCCACAUUGUCUGCAGCUUUAAUGCAUGGUAUAAAAAGGGACGACCAUACAAGGAAUAGAAAUGCCUAAGACUCAAACGUUUCCCUUCACAAGACCUCUGACACCAAAGAAAUCAAAGAAAUCGAUUAUACUUAAGGUUUGGUUGUGCAUUUGAGAGAGAGGGCGAGAGAAUCCAAGGGACAGAGAGAGGCAUCCAUAAUCAAAGCUGGAGAGCAACAGUGAGAGGGAAAGGGAGAAAGCAAUGUGUCUAUCUUGCAACUUCGGCGACCAUCAUCACAAUUGAAUACGAAUUUGAAAAACCACAGCGCUGCAACUAAUCUGUCUUCUGAGAAAGGGGAGGCAGUGAGCGAAGGUCAGAGACGUAUUAUUUAUUUGAUUUUUAACACUACUGAAAAGCCAUAUACAGUAUUGUUCUACAAUAUUACUGUGCUAUUAUUUAUACAAACCCUGUCAAUAGUCUGAUGUUUUAUGAAUCAGGCCUAGUUUUCCUGAGCUAUUCCAAUGGCCUGAACUUUAGGUUCAGUCCCUAACUGCCUUAUCUUGACCAUUUUCUUUGAUGAUGUAAACACUAUCAUCUCCCUGCCUGCCUUACAUUUCCCUCCUACUGAAGCCAAUGCACAAACAAACUGACAGACUGGAAAUGGAGGCAAGCCAACCCGGUUGUUGAGGCCUUCAGUUCGGAUGAUUAGAUCGGAUAUACCUAUACUUUUCCUCCUGAUCCGGAAAAAGGCCCAGAAAUAGCCCUCAAGUACAUAGACACACUCUGUACCUUUACUCACCAUCCCAGCUUACUCCUGAAACAAAAGCUACUAAACAAAAAUGGCUGCUGGAGUUGCAACAUGGAUGCCCUUUGCUCGGGCAGCAGCCGUAGGCUGGCUACCACUGGCCCAAAAGACCAUGCCCAAGCCUCCUGUGGACAAAAAGAGUCGCAGUGAUGAGAUCUUGUUUGUAAAUGUGAGUGGACUACGCUUUCAGACAUGGAAGAACACCUUGGACCGUUACCCAGACACCCUUCUAGGCAGCUCAGAAAAGGAGUUUUUCUACAAUGAGGAAACUCAGGAAUAUUUCUUUGACAGGGAUCCAGAGAUGUUCCGCCAUAUACUAAACUUUUUUCGAACAGGCAAGCUACAUUACCCCCGACAUGAAUGCAUUCAGGCUUUUGAGGAAGAGCUGGCUUUCUAUGGCAUAAUACCGGAGAUCAUAGGUGACUGCUGUAUGGAAGAGUACCGGGAUCGCAAGAAGGAGAACCAGGAGCGUUUGGCUGAGGACACUGAGGCCGAGAAUGCCGGAGACGCUCCCCUGCCCCCAGACGCCACAUUACGAGAGAGGCUUUGGAGGGCCUUUGAGAACCCUCACACAAGCACCAUGGCCUUGGUUUUUUACUACGUCACUGGCUUCUUCAUCGCUGUGUCUGUUAUUGCCAACGUUGUGGAAACAGUUCCCUGCCGACCAAUCAAAGGGAGUAUAAAGGACCUGCCAUGUGGUGAGAAGUUUUCAGUGGCCUUCUCUUGUUUGGACACGGCCUGUGUGCUUAUCUUCUCCUUUGAGUACCUCAUGAGACUGUAUGCUGCCCCCAGCCGCUGUGAUUUUGCACGUUCGGUGAUGAGCGUGAUAGACGUGGUGGCCAUCUUGCCCUUCUACAUUGGCCUUGUUAUGCCAGAGAAUGAGGAAGUCAGUGGGGCCUUUGUCACCCUGCGAGUCUUCCGGGUGUUCCGUAUCUUCAAGUUCUCCCGUCACUCUCAGGGGCUGCGUAUCCUGGGCUGCACGCUACAAGCCUGCGCCUCGGAGCUGGGCUUCCUCCUCUUCUCCCUCACCAUGGCCGUCAUCAUCUUUGCCACCGUCAUGUUCUACGCUGAGAAAGGCACCAAGGGAACCACGUUUUCCAGCAUCCCUGCCUCCUUCUGGUACACCAUCGUCACCAUGACAACACUGGGAUAUGGAGACAUGGUUCCCGACUCCAUAGCGGGCAAGAUAUUUGGCUCCAUCUGCUCCCUCAGUGGCGUGCUGGUGAUUGCUCUACCUGUGCCUGUUAUAGUCUCCAACUUCGCAAGGAUCUACCACCAGAACCAAAGGGCAGAUAAGAUGAGGGCACAGCAGAAAGUGCGCCAGGCAAGGAUUCGAAUGGCUAAAAAAGGGGCCACCAAUGCAUUCUUGCAGCACAAAGAGGAUGGGGGAUUGCAGGAUGGUGAUGGUGACAACACACCUCUUUGUGUGAAGAACAGGUCCGCCUUUGAGCACCAACAUCAUCACCUAUUGCACUGCUUGGAGAAAACCACAAAUCACGAGUUCACCGAUGAAGUCACCUACAGCGAGGUGUGUGUGACCGACUCAGUGGGCUUCCGCACCAGCCGCAGCACUUCGCUGUCCAGCCAGCAGGGGGCCACCACAACCUGCUGCUCCCGCCGGGCCAAGAGGAGGGCCUUCCGCCUUGCCAAUUCCACUGUCUCUGUCAGCCGGGGCAGUGUGCAGGAGCUGGACACGCUGCACGUCACCAAGACUCCUGCUAGUACCCAGUACCCACAGAGUCGCUCCAGUCUAAAUGCCAGGACUGAAAACCUGAAGCUGAACUGUGAUGACUACACGGCAGCCAUCAUCAGUAUCCCCACUCCCCCAGCCAACACUCCUGAUGAGAGCCUACCUAACUCCCCCGCCAUCCCUGGCAUUCUACGCAACUCUCGCUCCAGUACCUUCAACACCCAGGAAACUGUCAAGAUCUCCUCUCUAUAACCCCCUGAAGCACAGGACCUUGACCCAUUGCACAAAAGAAGAGGAAAGGGGCCCAUCAGAGAAGAACAUGGGAAAGAAGGACAUUCAAGGAUGAUACCACACACUCUUUGCAAAUGCUUCACUCCAAUACCAACGUAAUGUCCACUGAAUAGAGGUAGGGCUAGCGUGAAUCUUUUUCAUUUAGUCAUUCAUUUGAUUUGAACCAUCCAUGUGACGUGCUGGGGAAGUUACUGUGAGGUUGACCUUUUGGUCCAGGGAGUUACGGGGGGUGGGGGAGUUAGUAAAUUGAGUGAGUAUCACAGAGACUCACGGAGACUGUGAGCUGAGCAGGAACAGAUGACAGCGUGUGAAACAGGAAUGUACAUGCCUCUUGGUCUCAGAGAACGGACACAUAUACCCACCGUGGCAUCGAAGGCCUUUUUACUUUUCAAGAUAUGCAACGUUAGAACAAGCAGGAAAAACGAAUAUACAGUACAUCAUGUGUGUCAAAAAAUAUUGCAGGGAGAGAUUAUAAAGAUUAUGAAUAACGACAAAAGGAUAUUGAUAUAUGAAUACACCUAUAGAGAGAGAAAUAUUAGUUCUGCAUUCUGCAAUAGAUUUCUUCACACAAACUCGGAUGGAAAUUAAGGAGUGAUUGUUAGAUGGUAGUGCAUAUGUAACAUAUUUUGUAUCAUACGUCUCUAAAUCACAUGCAUCUUCAAACCUUACCAAAAAAUGUCAGUGUAAUGACGAGCUUAAUACAGCGAUGCAUGUUCCUGUACAGUAGAUGCUGGAGAAUAGAACCUGAUAUUAGUGGUGUCAGAUAUGACGAGCUCAUAGGUUUUUUGCAUGGUACCUUAUUCUUUCCCGCAGAACAGUUAGUUUGAUUUCUGUCUCCUGACAACAUUGUGAAGUAAUAAUGAUGUCACGUGCUGCACCAGAAGUGUACAUUAGGUUAAAAAAAAAAAAA